Messenger RNA from Alexandromys fortis (reed vole), 9007 nucleotides. It is a transcript of the gene Xylt1, whose product is annotated as xylosyltransferase 1. Gene Ontology annotation, molecular function: protein xylosyltransferase activity. Gene Ontology annotation, cellular component: membrane. Gene Ontology annotation, biological process: chondroitin sulfate proteoglycan biosynthetic process; heparan sulfate proteoglycan biosynthetic process. The record is from RefSeq and is a predicted model, not a curated record. The transcript is spliced from 12 exons. Bases 110 to 2977 code for a protein of 955 amino acids. Lineage: Eukaryota; Metazoa; Chordata; Mammalia; Rodentia; Cricetidae.
AGCAGCGGCGAGCCCGGGCGACGGCGGCGGGGCCCGAGCGCGGAGCCCCCGGGAUAGAGCGCGCACCGGGGUGUUCCGGCACCCCGCUCGCCCCGGGCCGCCGCGGAAGAUGGUGGCGGCGCCGUGCGCCCGGAGGCUGGCGCGGCGCUCGCACUCGGCGCUGCUGGCGGCGCUCAUGGUGCUGCUGCUGCAGACGCUGGUGGUGUGGAAUUUCAGCAGCCUGGACUCCGGAGCUGGCGAGCGGCGGCGCGCGGGGGCAGCGGCGGGAGCAGCCGAGCAACAGCAGCAGCCCGCGGCCCCUCGCCGGGAGCGCAGGGACCUUGCUGCCCAUCAGCCCGCAGCCCGUGGAGGACCCGGAGGCCGAGCAGGCGGAGGAGGAGCACGGGGAGGCGGCCCCGGAGGAGCCCGCGCGCAGCAGCCUGGCAGCCGCGGGGCACUGGCCGCCCGGGCGAGGGAUCCACACCCGAGUCCACUGAUCACCCUAGAGACCCAGGAUGGCUACUUCUCUCACCGGCCCAAAGAAAAAGUUCGGACCGACAGCAACAAUGAGAACUCGGUCCCGAAGGACUUUGAGAAUGUGGACAACAGCAACUUCGCCCCCAGAACCCAGAAGCAGAAGCACCAACCAGAGUUGGCAAAGAAGAUCCCCAGCAGGCAGAAAGAGCGGCUGCAGAGGAAGCUGGAUGCUCAGGAGAAAGGACAGGGGCAGUCAGUCCUGGGCAAAGGCCCCAAGGAGGUGCUGCCUUCUCGGGAAAAAGCCACGGGUGACAGUAGCCAAGGGAAGGAUCUCUCGAGACACAGCCAUGCCAGGAAGACUGGUGGUGGUGGUGGUUCCCCCGAAACCAAGUCUGACCAGCCCCCCAAGUGUGACAUCUCUGGCAAGGAGGCCAUCUCAGCCCUGACCCGUGCUAAGUCCAAGCACUGCCGCCAGGAGAUUGCAGAAACCUACUGUCGCCACAAGCUGGGCCUGCUGAUGCCAGAGAAGGUGGCUCGGUUCUGUCCCCUGGAGGGCAAAGCCAACAAGAAUGUCCAGUGGGAUGAGGACACUGUGGAGUACAUGCCCACCAACCCGGUCAGAAUCGCCUUUGUCCUGGUGGUCCAUGGCCGUGCUUCUCGGCAGCUACAGCGCAUGUUCAAGGCCAUCUACCACAAAGACCACUUCUACUACAUCCACGUGGAUAAGCGUUCCAAUUACUUGCACCGGCAAGUGCUCCAGUUCUCCAGGCAGUACGACAAUGUCCGAGUCACCUCCUGGAGAAUGGCCACCAUCUGGGGCGGGGCCAGCCUCCUGUCCACCUACCUGCAGAGCAUGCGGGAUCUCCUGGAGAUGACCGACUGGCCCUGGGACUUCUUCAUCAACCUCAGUGCUGCCGACUACCCCAUCAGGACAAAUGACCAGUUGGUGGCUUUUCUCUCCCGAUACCGAGAUAUGAAUUUCCUGAAGUCUCAUGGCCGGGACAAUGCAAGGUUCAUUCGCAAACAGGGCCUGGACCGUCUUUUCCUGGAGUGUGAUGCACAUAUGUGGCGCCUGGGGGACCGGCGGAUCCCAGAGGGCAUUGCUGUGGACGGUGGCUCUGAUUGGUUCCUGCUUAACCGGAAGUUUGUAGAGUAUGUGGCAUUCUCCACAGAUGACCUGGUGACCAAGAUGAAGCAGUUUUACUCUUACACCCUUCUUCCUGCUGAGUCCUUUUUCCACACGGUCCUGGAGAACAGCCCUCACUGCGACACCAUGGUGGAUAACAACCUGCGCAUCACCAAUUGGAACCGCAAGCUGGGCUGCAAGUGCCAGUACAAGCACAUCGUGGACUGGUGCGGCUGCUCUCCCAACGACUUCAAGCCUCAGGACUUCCAUCGCUUCCAGCAGACAGCCCGGCCCACCUUCUUUGCCCGAAAGUUCGAAGCCAUAGUGAACCAGGAAAUCAUUGGGCAGCUGGACUCUUACCUGUACGGCAACUAUCCUGCGGGCACCCCGGGCCUCCGCUCCUACUGGGAGAACGUCUAUGACGAGCCGGACGGUAUCCACAGCCUCAGCGAUGUGGCACUCACCCUCUACCAUUCCUUCAUCCGCCUGGGGCUGAGAAGAGCCGAGUCGUCCCUGCACACGGACGGCGAGAACAGCUGCAGGUACUACCCAAUGGGCCACCCAGCAUCUGUCCAUCUCUACUUCCUUGCCGACCGUUUCCAGGGCUUUCUGAUCAAGCACCACGUGACUAACCUUGCUGUGAGCAAACUGGAGACACUGGAGACGUGGAUGAUGCCGAAGAAAGUCUUCAAGAUCGCAAGUCCCCCCAGUGAUUUUGGGAGGCUUCAGUUUUCUGAGGUUGGCACUGAUUGGGAUGCCAAGGAAAGGCUGUUCCGGAACUUCGGUGGUCUUUUGGGUCCCAUGGAUGAGCCCGUGGGGAUGCAGAAAUGGGGGAAGGGGCCCAAUGUGACUGUGACUGUUAUUUGGGUGGACCCUGUCAACGUCAUCGCAGCCACCUAUGAUAUCCUGAUCGAGUCCACUGCGGAAUUCACACACUACAAACCCCCUUUGAAUCUGCCUCUGAGGCCUGGGGUCUGGACAGUAAAAAUUCUCCAUCACUGGGUGCCAGUUGCAGAGACCAAAUUCCUUGUCGCGCCUCUGACGUUCUCCAACAAGCAGCCCAUCAAACCAGAAGAGGCAUUGAAGCUGCACAAUGGGCCGCCUCGCAGUGCCUACAUGGAGCAGAGUUUCCAGAGCCUGAACCCCGUUCUCAGCCUGCCCAUCAAUCCUGCCCAAGUGGAGCAGGCCCGGAAGAACGCAGCUUCCACUGGGACAGCGCUAGAAGCCUGGCUGGACUCUCUAGUGGGUGGGACUUGGACUGCCAUGGACAUCUGUGCCACGGGCCCCACCGCCUGCCCAGUCAUGCAGACCUGCAGCCAGACAGCCUGGAGCUCCUUCAGCCCUGACCCCAAAUCAGAGCUGGGUGCGGUCAAGCCCGAUGGCCGGCUUAGGUAGCACUGGCGACAUGGGACCAAUGGGAGCCUCAAUCCCGGCCUCCUACAUUGUAUGGGGGUUGCCUUUUGUCCAAGGAUCUCUGCUGACUGUAGAAUGAUGAAGCGAGGAUUUGGAGGCCAGAGAAGAGACAGCCUGUAUUUGUCAAACUGGCCUCUGGGGUAGGUGACUCAGUCCCAGGGCCACAGUGGUCUCCCUUCUUCGGGUUGCUUCUCAGUCCUGCAGGUUCCUGUUCUCUCCCUCCUGUGGCCUGCACUGUCUCCCUACAAGUGAGUUUUAAGCUUUUAUUUUGAGCUGCAGAGCUUUGUUUACUCAGCACAGUCAGAGGUGGAAGUGCAAGACCAGGAAGCGACUGAGGCUGCUCUGGCUGAAGCUGAGCUGUGUGAGGUUCCUUCUGGAAGCUCAGCCCACCAGGCAGUCCUUUCCCCAAGGGCAUCUCCAAGGUACCUCUCACGAACCCAAGGGCUUUGUUGAAGUUGGUUUGACAGACGAGCACUGCCCUGACCAAGGGUGGGAUCUCCACCCCGGCCCUCCCAUUUAUCUCUUGAUUUCUGUGGCUGGGAAACCCCGUGCCCAUGCUAAAAGUAGCAAGCUGGUUCCUGCCUUCCCAGGGAGGUGGAGAUGUGGGAGAAUUCCAAGAUUCCUGCUGCUGCUCAGUGAGCUAUUUUUUGCUGCAAACCAGAAGUGCAGGAAAGCCCUUUGAUGUGAAGUGGCCAAGGUUCACCAGAUAUGUGACUGCCAUCUGUCCACGUCAACCUCUUCCAAGGCUGUCACAAAUGGUAGCAGGAACAGGGUAAAAUAUAUAGAGCUGGAGUUUCAAUUCCCCUCCCUGCCCUUGGGCUGGGAGGCAGCUACUGUGUCCUCUUUGGUACUUGGAAGGGGGACAGUGGGGAACCAAGUCUCUGAAUCUCAAAAGGGGGGGGUUACUUGGACCCAACUUCUAAGCUGGAUGGCAGCACAGAACCACCCCUUCCGUUCUGAGGUCAGGUACCCCAAACCUUUGUGAACUGUGUACUCGGUGCUGUUGGCUGUGACCAAACUGCAUGGAUCAGACUUCUCUCAACCAGGAACAAACAUUUCAGAUUGGUCCUUAAUUUCAUACCCUUCCUUGCCUGGGGUGCCAACAGACUCAGUCUGGCCACACCACAUAAAAGGAAGGUUGAGUUUCAGAAUAGGGAAGGUGGUUCAAAACAUAGUGUUAUUCAUAUUGCUUGAGUUACCAGAAAACCCAAGGGUUUUCUUGCCAUGUGUAUUCUGGGGAGAGCACUGAGGAACCGCACCCCCUUCCUCAUUGAGUCCCCUAAAAGACAUUGCUCUGGGAAAAGUUGCACCCAUCCUGGUAUCUCUCCCAUCAGGAUAAGAAGGUUCUGAAGUCCACCCUGAUGAUGCGUCUAGUGCACAGCCCCUUCCCCAUCCAACAUGGCGGCCAUAGAGGAAGGACCCUUGAUAUUUAUUAUUUAUAUGUUUUAGUCAAUGACUAAUUAGUAGGUGCUGUUUUUUGCAGCUUGUCAAUUACGUUACCUUACUAACUAAAGUUGCCUUUGUUCACAAAAGGCUCCCCUUUCCCUGUCUUCCCUGGUCUGCCUGCCUUUCCCCUUCAUUCUCACUGUUUCUGUCAGUGUCCACCCUAAGUCCUACUGGUUCUUAGAACAAAGCAGGGGUGUUAGACACCAUGGCAUAGUUUCCAACAGUACCAUCAAUGUCAGGAAGUUGAUUCGUGUGGAUGGCUGGAACCUCCCAUUUGCUUACAUAGGAUGCUGGUCUCCUCUGUCCCUCUAAAUUCAAAAAUGUUGGAAUGCCUGAGUAUGCCACCUCACCCUGACCCCCGACCCAGGGACAAGGUUGUGAUGGGCUUAUGGCUUGGGGAGGGAGAAGUCUGCUGAGUGUAAAACUCUAGGUCCACCCAGUUACCCUACAUCAGGCUUCUCAAGACCAGCUUAACCGUGAGAACAAGCCAUCACUAGUGGAGGAAUACAGACUCCUUCCAAGAGUGAUUGAUCUUAGGAGGAGGAGCCGGUCAGACCAAGCAGAAGAACUCAGGAGGUAGCUACUGUCUGUGCUGGUCCUAGAACCAUCAGGUAGCUUUCUUUAAAACCCAUAGGAUUUACACUGGUUUUACAAGCCCACGGGAACCAUAAGCCUGGUGCCCCAUCCUCUCCCCUCCAGUCUUUGCCCCCCCCCCCCCGUCAAAGCUUACCUGGGACUGUGGAACCCCUGGGAGUCUCCCCGCUCCACCUCUCUUCUGCUAGAGAUUUGUGUAUUCUGUCCUGGAAGGUCCCUGGGAGCCUCAGACUACGAGACAAGGUCUAUCCUGACCCAGUAGCUCUCAAUGACAUUUUCCAUACUGGAACUAGUUGGAAAUGACAAAGUUGACUUUGUAUCCCCUGGGCUUCUUCCUCACUCACCACAACUAAUUUGGGGUAUUUGUUUCCUUUGUUUUACACCCAGAGAAUAAUUUUCGCAGAUACUGCUUUUAGUUUUUUUUUUAAAGUGGAGAAUUUAAAACAAGUUUAGCAUUAUUUAAGAAACGAUGUUUUCCCACGGAAAAUGACUUAACUCCUUAGCUGUUGAUGUUUUCCUGCUGAAAACAGUGUGUUUGUCCAAAACCACAGGUGAAACACCAGCCUUGGGAGGUGGCUGCCUGAGGGUUUUCAGAGCCCAGAACCAUCAUCUCUGGGAACCUUAAAGUCUGCAUUCUGCAGAAGCAAGAAGCCUUGGACGCAAGUGCUGACCAAGGCCCUGGACAGUCUAGACAGCUGAGAAGGAAGUGGGGCAUUCCUCAUGGGGAGAAGUACCUCUCUAUGCUAUUUGGUAACUACCCCUCCUAAAGCCUACUUCCUGGGCUGUGCAGGAAACCAGAGUCUCCCACAAAGAAGGGGACAAUGCCCAAUGCCCCCUUGCUCUUGCGAUACAGCCCAAGGUCCUUUGUAAUGGAGAUCAGGAAACCACAUCUCUCAAUGUUGGUUUAACUAUACAAAUUGAAAUUGAGUUUAGGAGAUAUAAACAUAGCCACACAAAUACAUGCGCGCACACACACAGGCAUGCACACUCACACUCAGGCAUGCACAUGCACACACACUCCAAAGGGGUUUGUUGCUAUUUUGGAUGUAUGCCUGGGUGUUUGAGGGAUAUGCCUCCUUCUGGCUGCCUGGUUUUCAGACAGAGAAGAGGAUAUUGACUGAAAGUGUGACCUCUCUGCCAAGACAUUCCAUAACAGAGAAGAGCGAUCAAUAGCCUCAAAGUGCGGAGCGUGAAGAAGACAACAUUUACAGCCAAGUUCAUGAGGGUUCAGAUCACCAGCUGCUGACAGCAUUGAGGAUAGACUGGAAACUAGAGGCACCCCAGUCGGUCAGUUUGAGCAUGCAGAGAAGGCCUGGCAGGCCAGAGAAGCUCUACUGUAGGGGUCAUAAAAGCAUAAUGAGAUCCAGGACACAAGUAGAGGUGGGUGAAACCAUGGCUGAAAGACAAAAGGGAGUGUGGAAAUCGUUGUCUUACUGGCCUGCACGUGAGCCUCCUGUAGGAAGGGCAGCUCUGAGCUCCCAGCCUGUCAAAGAAGAAGGUGCAGCUCUGCAGAGGGAAACCAGCCUUGAGUUCCUGCUGGACACUCUUUUGUUUGUUUUAAUAGGAAAUCUGGUUUUUCAUUAUUGGUUACUUUUUCUCUCAUUUUCUAAUUUUACUUAUUUUUUGUUUGUCUGGGUUUUUUGAGACAGGGUUUCUCUGUGUAGCCCUGGUCUGUCCUGGUUUAUUUAGUUUUUUUAAAGGAUGUGAGCAGAAAAGUUCCAGAAUUGUGCUCAGGCCAAGUUCUCUUUCUGGAAAAGUCAUCGGUGGGAGGGAGGGAGGGAGAGAGCCAGGACUGUGGAGGGAUGGAGGUUUCUGCUCAGUCAUCCCCUUCUCAGAAAGCCUGGCUUCUGCCAGAGGGCUGGCUCAUGGGACUCCUCUGAGCUGUGCUGAAGAAGGGAGACUACAGUCUGGGGUCUGGGGUGCGGCCUCAGAAACAGAGAGGCUCUAGUCUGCCCAGGGCUCCACCUUCCGGCAUUCCCUGUAACCAAGUGAGGAUGGCAGCACUGCCAGGAGAUGAUGAGAGACGAGGCUGGGGGGCUGGGGAGCACCGGGACCAGCUCCACAGCCCACAUCGGAGUUGCCAUGAUGCCACUGUUCUGGAAGGUUCUUAGGAAACCGUGUGGGGCUGUGCUGGCUCACAAGUAGUUGUCUUUGCUUCUGCCUCAGUUACCUUAUUUUGCCCGAGGGUCAACCCCAGGCACUACCUCAAUGUCUGCUGAGAAGUUUACCUGGGGGUGGGGUGGAAUGAAGGUGGCUGGCUGCGCUGGAGCUGAAUGUAAAAUCUAUGCAAAUCUCUCUCUCUCUCUCUCUCUCUCUCUCUCUCUCUCUCUCUCUCUCUCUCUCUCUUUCUCCUCCUUCUCCUUUCCUCUCUCUCCCUGUCUGUUUCCUUCUCCUCCUCUUUUUCCUCCUUUCUUGUAUAAGUUUUGGUUGGGUGUUUGUUUGUUUGUUUACCUUAUACACAAGCUAUUCUACAGCACCCUCUUCCGACUGAGGGCUUUUACCCACCCCCUGUGUGUCUACUCCUCCUGUUGUCUUUGGUUCUGUUCUUGCCAAGUCCCACACAGGGAGAAAGUGGCCUCUCUUCUCCCCUCACUUGGCUGGGAAUGUUCUCACCGCCUAGGUCUGCAGACAUCACUAGGAAGCAGGCCCUGCAUCUCCCCUCCCCACCCCUUCCAGUGCCAUCUUCUCCUUCCUGCAUUUUUCUCCUACCUCCCACCUCCAUCCCCACUCCUCCAAAAAGCCUUAGGUUUCUCCUUUUUGAAAUGUGGCCUUAAAAUUAUUUUUGGAAAGCUGACAUCCUCCCCCUCUAGUUUCCCCCGCCAUCACAGAAGAGAGAGCAUCUUGAAGCCCGCAUGUGUGUGGCGGCCUCCCGAGCAAAGGGACUGCCGAGCUGUAGCUGCAGAUGCUCUGUGCAUAGCUUAAAUGUCGUCUUUAAGAAAAAUGCUCCCAUCUCUUUCCAAUGGGUGAAAUGAAGUCUUGAGUGCUCUUGCAGCUCUGAAGCACUCUCUGAAACAUGUUGCCCUGGCAGUGGGCUGGCAUCACCAGCAGGAUGCUCUCUACAGCUUUCUAGUCUCCCCCUCCCCCAAGACCCAGUGACUUUAGGUACUUCAUUCAAGGAUAAAUCAGGAACAUUUCUCAGUUUAUCUCUUCAUCCUUCUUACCUGGAAAGUGACAGCAUUACUUAUUCCCAGUGGAUGGGUCACGUUCUUGAAGGGAUGGUCCACCCCCUCCUUCAGACUCUGCCCUGAACCCUUCCAUCACUCCAGUGCUGAUGGAGGCCAAAGACAACCCCAGGGUUUUCAUAGGAAAUUCACUGGUAUUGAGCGCAAUGGUCUUAUCCAUUUAUUUUUUUCUUUCAAAGGAAAAGACGAGACUCUUACGUUGUUGGUAGCAUUUGUCCCAAUGUUUGUUUGAGAGGCCUCAAGAUACAUUGUUACUGCCUCCUUUGUUUUCAAAGACAUGUGGUGAUAUAGUUUUUAAAAAUAACUAUUUUGUUAUAGAUCAUAAUAUGCAUAAAACUGUACAGAAAUAUUUUGUAAUGUAUUGAUUUUAAAAAAGAGAAUCUGUAAAUAAAAGUUUAAAAAUAAGAGAGAGUUCACACGGCACACGCUGAAAGAUGUAGAUAUUUUGCUAUUUAUUUAAAGGAGUAUUUUAAGAAAUAAUAAACUAUCUGAAGUUGACCAAUAAUCAAAGUUCUAAUCAUCUGAAUACUUCUUCUCAUCAUGGUGAAGUUCAGUCCUCACAACCGUGUUAUCCGCCCAUAUCUGCCUCUUUCCUGUGUUUUCAUUUAGUCAAAAACAACAACAACAAAAUUGUGCCUUAGCUGUAUUUCUGUCUAGGGGAAUUUGUUUCAGUCCAACAAAGCAACAUUAUUUUUUUUUUUGCAGAAAACAGUGGAUUAUUAAAUACUGUAUUAUACCAAAAACACCACAGGUGUACAUAGACGCUUUCUGCCAUACUGUGUUUUCAGAA